This is a messenger RNA of Brienomyrus brachyistius, 1418 nucleotides long. It is a transcript of the gene syt5a, whose product is annotated as synaptotagmin Va. Lineage: Eukaryota; Metazoa; Chordata; Actinopteri; Osteoglossiformes; Mormyridae. The transcript has 9 exons. Gene Ontology annotation, cellular component: axon; dense core granule; synaptic vesicle membrane. Gene Ontology annotation, molecular function: clathrin binding; syntaxin binding; calcium ion binding. The record is from RefSeq and is a predicted model, not a curated record. Gene Ontology annotation, biological process: regulation of dopamine secretion; calcium ion-regulated exocytosis of neurotransmitter; cellular response to calcium ion. The coding region runs from base 4 to 1290 and encodes 428 amino acids.
GCAAUGCCAUUGGCCACUUUGAAGACCCUCCCCAGGGUUCUCCGGGCAGUAGGAUCAGAACCCGAGUGGGAGGAACGUGAGGAACCUGAGUGGGAGCCACAGCACGAGCAUGAAGCAGCCUCAGGCCCCGUCGCCCAUCCACACCACCCAAGCCACAACUUUGACCACAUGAAGAACAAGUUCAUGAAUGAACAGGGCAAGCUGCCAAACCACAGUCAUAAGAUGCCCGCUUGGGCCGUCGGUGCCAUGGUCAUGCUGUUUCUUGCUCUGCUGGGUUGCUGCGCAUUCUGCAUUGUCAAGAAAUGUAUCGGCAAGAAGAAGAAAGCCAAAAAAGCACGAGAGAGGAAAACAGGACAGCGUCGAAGGAAAGGUGCCGAGGGUGAAGGAGAGGAAGCGAAGGAGGAAGUAGAGAAGGAAGGGAAGGAAGAGAAGGAGCGCGAGAACCUGGGAAAGCUGGAGUUUACCCUGGAUUAUAAUUUUACUGAUAAUCAGCUGAUUGUGGGCAUCCUGCAAGCUCAGGAUUUGGCUGCGAUGGACAUGGGCGGCACCUCGGACCCCUAUGUCAAAGUCUACAUGCUUCCUGAUAAGAAAAAGAAGUUUGAAACUAAGGUCCAACGCAAGAAUCUGAGCCCAGUCUUUAACGAAACCUUCACCUUUAAGAUCCCCUAUGCGGAGCUGGGUGGGAAGACGUUGGUACUGCAGGUCUAUGACUUUGACCGUUUCUCAAAGCAUGAUGCAAUCGGCGAGGUCAAGAUCCCCAUGAACACUGUGGACCUGGGGCGCCCCAUGCAUGAAUGGAGGGAUUUAGAGAAUGGAGAGAAAGAGGAGCAAGAGAAGCUCGGUGAUAUCUGCAUCUCCCUACGUUACGUUCCCACUGCUGGCAAACUCACCGUGUGUGUGAUGGAGGCCAAAAACCUCAAGAAGAUGGAUGUUGGCGGUUUGUCAGACCCCUUUGUCAAGAUUGUACUACAACAUAACAGGAAGAGGCUGAAGAAGAAGAAGACGACAGUGAAGAAGAACACCCUCAACCCCUACUUCAAUGAGAGCUUCAGCUUUGAGAUCCCUUUUGAGCAGAUACAGAAAGUGCAGGUUGUGAUAACUGUGUAUGACUACGACAAACUGGGAAGCAAUGACGCCAUUGGCAAGACCUUCAUUGGCUACGGCGCUUCGGGGGCAGGGCUCCGUCAAUGGUCAGAGAUGUUGGCCAAUCCCCGACGCCCGGUGGCUCAGUGGCACACUCUGAUGCCAGAGGAGGAGGUAGACGCAGCGCUGAAGGGGCCUCAUCGCUGACAUGUCACCGUGAAAGUGUAGGGUAGCUCCAUUGCUAACAUGCCGACAGCUUAAACGGUAAUCCUAACCUAUGGUAACCAUCACUCUUUACAAAACAAGUUGCUAGUCCAUAUGCGACUUGACUCAUU